CGCCCCCCUGCCAUUGGCGUGGCUGCGUUUGCCCGGUGGGGACCCGGGACACUCGCCCCUUGACCAGCGAUGGAGGCGGAGGCGGCGAUCUUCGUCUCGGUGGUCGCCUUCUCGUGGCUCGUGUUCGCCUGGGAGGCGCUGCUCUACCGCCGCCAGCGCCGUGUCCACCUCUCCACGCUCACGGUUCCACCGGAGUUGGUGGGCUCCUCGCUGACCCAGGAGACGCUGCUCAAGGCGCGGAGCUACCAGCUGGACAAGGGCGCCUUCGGCAGCGUCUCCAACCUCUACUCGCAGAUAGAGUCCACCUUGAUCCUGCUGCUGGGCGGAAUCCCCUAUCUGUGGAGCUUCACUGGAGACCUCGUACGGAGGCUGGGCUACUCGGCUGACUAUGAGGUGUCACGCUCGUGCCUCUUCCUGCUGCUGGCGUCGCUCUUCUCUGCCGCCACCUCGCUGCCCUGGUCCCUGUACGGCAACUUCGUGGUGGAGGAGCGCCACGGGUUCAACAAGCAGACUCUGGGGUUCUUCCUGAAGGAUCAGCUGAAGAAGCUGGUGGUGAUGCAGAUGAUCGUGCUGCCCAUAUCCUCGCUGCUUCUGCACAUCAUCCAGCGGGGCGGGCCGCUCUUCUUCCUCUAUGCCUGGGCCUUCACUCUGCUCGUCACACUCCUGCUGAUCACGGUCUACGCGGACUACAUCGCUCCGCUGUUCGACCGCUUCACACCCCUCCCAGACGGCCCCCUCCGCCGUGAAAUCGAGUCCAUGGCCGCGUCCAUCGCUUUCCCCCUCACCAAGAUCUACGUCGUAGAAGGUUCCAAGCGCUCGUCGCACAGCAACGCCUACUUCUACGGAUUCUACAAAAACAAGAGGAUCGUGCUGUUCGACACGCUGCUCGCAAAGGGGGUGGAGCCCCAGGGGGAGGGGGAGGAGCUACAGGGGGAGGAGCCAAAGGGGAAGGGGGAGGAGCCAAAGGGGGAGGAGCCACAGGGGAAGGGGGAGGAGUCACUGGGGAAGGAGCCGCAGGGGGAGGUGCCCCAGGGGAAGGGGGAGGAGCCACAGGGGAAGGGGGAGGAGCCUAAGGAGAAGAAAGAUGCCAAGCUCGGCUGCUCCAAUGAGGAGGUGCUGGCUGUCUUAGGCCAUGAACUUGGCCACUGGAAACUGGGUCACACCACCAAGAACCUCGUCAUCAGCCAGGUGAACUCCCUGCUGUGCUUCUCUCUGUUCGCCGCUCUGAUCGGCCGCCCCGAGCUCUUCGCCGCCUUCGGCUUCCACGACGAGCAGCCCACUUUGAUUGGCCUCAUCAUCAUCUUCCAGUUCGUCUUCUCUCCCUACAACGAGCUGCUGUCUGUGGUGCUGACGGUGCUGAGCCGACGUUUCGAGUUCGCCGCCGAUGCGUUCGCGGCCUCACUGGGGCGGGCGACGGCCCUCCGCUCGGCGCUCGUCAAGCUGAGCAGCGACAACCUGGGACUGCCCGUGGCCGACUGGCUCUACUCGGCUUGGCGAUACUCGCACCCACCGCUACUCGAGAGGCUGCGUGCGCUGGGGGACGCUCGCAAGGACGACUGAGGGUCCCCGCCCCGUACAGCACGCAUGCAGACACGCGCACGUACACGGACUCACACGCACGCUCACUCAGGCGGCCAGGUUCAGAGGAGCAGCGCACUCACCGCUACACCACCACUCCCCAAUACCAAUGCAACCGCCAAUCGCCACUAAGUGAUGGUGACGUCAGCACAGCACCUAUGCCAGGCUAGGUGCACUUUGAGGUCACGUGAAGUGUCAAAGGCUCGCUGACAGGAGGUCACGGGCCAGACCCAGUUGCUAUGGGUUGGCUGACCGAUAUGACUGGUAGAUGCACCAGCUGUACCCCAUACUGUGCUAACUUUCUGCAUUUUAGCCAUCUGGCGCUCCGCUUGUUGUUGUGAGCGUCGCUCCUCUGCCCUGUUUUUGGUGGGCGACUGCCUCCAACUGCUCAGUAGCGGCUUUCACGAGCCUCCUCCAUAGAGGCCGAUAUUGACACCCUUAUUACCAGUAUUCGGCAAGUCCACUCGGCUCCACAUUCUCCUGUACUGCAUCAGUCCAUCUCCUCUCCAGCCCUUGUGCCCAUUUAGCCCCCUCUAUGCGGCCAAACACGCACGUGUAUACACACGCACACACAAGACAAAGAUCCCCCGUGUAGCCAGAAUAGACUGUUGGGGCAAGUGCUGUUAGCGAGCAGCACCUAUGAAGGCCGGUACCACGCCCAGCCGCCUUUGUCUCCCCAGUGGUGAUGUUUUUACACACCGCAUCAGGUAUUGAUUUGUGGCUAAGUCGACCUAGGGAAAGCCCAGGACCGGUUCAGAUAAUCGUCAUUGAUGUUGGCCGUGAGCGGGAAUCAAACUCGGGUCGCCGGGUUUGUAGCACAGCGCACUAACCACUACACCACCGCUCCCCACCAAGACACCAAGACACACACAGCGUUCAAACUUGAAUCAAAUAAAAAUGUAAAGGAUUUGAA
Molecule: messenger RNA, 2491 nt
Organism: Lethenteron reissneri (Far Eastern brook lamprey)
Lineage: Eukaryota; Metazoa; Chordata; Hyperoartia; Petromyzontiformes; Petromyzontidae
Gene: ZMPSTE24
Product: zinc metallopeptidase STE24
Biological process (GO): CAAX-box protein processing
Molecular function (GO): metalloendopeptidase activity
Source: RefSeq, a predicted model, not a curated record